AUGCUGUAUUCACAUUUAGCGAAGUUCCAUAUUAGUAUUAUACCCAUUAGAUGGUAUAAAGAUAACAUUUUAUCCAAUUUGGACAUUAAUCUCAAGAACUCACUGAUUCUUACAGCAAUAGAAACAUCAACUGAUAUAACUUCAUUUCAAAUUACAUGUACAUUCCAAAGUUUACAUCAUAUUCAAGGAUCAGAUCGUAGUGAAGUUGUUCACCAAAACACUCAUCAACAAAAUAAGUUUGGAAUUGCAUUUUCUACAGCGAAAACUGCUAUUAAUGUUGCAUUAGAAACUAAUAGUGAUCAUGAAUUAAUCACAUUAUUAAAAGAUUUUAUUGAAUCAAAGCGAGAAAAAAAUAUAGGUGAUGGUGAUGAUAUUAAAGAAAAUCAUGAUAUAAUAGGAAUUAAUGAAUCUAGUCAAGAAGAUGGCAGCAUAAUUCCAUUACAAAAAGAUUUAAUUGAACAAAUAACUGAUCCUCGUGUGACUAAAAUUAGAGGAACUCCAUCAAAAAAGAGACUAAAAAGUGCGAUGGAGGUAUCAAGAAAAAGAAUUCUGAUGCAAGAAAUUUCAGAUGAAAGUAAUACUCAACCAGUAAAACAACAGCGCCGAUGCUUAUCAUGUGGUAAAUUCGGCCAUUACCAAAAAAGGUGUCCAUCGAGAAACGCUAGAUGA
Molecule: messenger RNA, 669 nt
Organism: Rhizophagus irregularis DAOM 181602=DAOM 197198
Lineage: Eukaryota; Fungi; Glomeromycota; Glomeromycetes; Glomerales; Glomeraceae
Molecular function (GO): zinc ion binding; nucleic acid binding
Source: RefSeq, a predicted model, not a curated record